Molecule: messenger RNA, 2035 nt
Organism: Colius striatus (speckled mousebird)
Lineage: Eukaryota; Metazoa; Chordata; Aves; Coliiformes; Coliidae
Gene: LRGUK
Product: leucine rich repeats and guanylate kinase domain containing
Exons: 19
Coding region: 1-1983 (660 amino acids)
Cellular component (GO): cytosol
Molecular function (GO): GMP kinase activity; protein binding
Source: RefSeq, a predicted model, not a curated record
AUGGCAGAGGGCGAGGAGAGGCGGGGAGAAGGCAACUUCCAGGAGCUGCUUCCCUCUCCUUAUGGGCCACCGCAGCCCCUCUCCCUGGGGUUCCCUAAGGAGCAGUCCCAGGACGAGCUGGAGGAGGAUGAUGAUGGUGAAGAGCAAGAGGAGUCACAGCACACAGAGGGACAAUUUGAUGGAGUGUUGGAUGAAAGCACCGUGGCUGAGGGACUCCACAAGUUGGGGCGCUCAGCCCUUGGAAUCGAAUAUGUUUAUCUUAACUUGUCUCUUUCAGGUCGUGAGUUAAGUGAUAUCAACAUUCUCUCCAGAUACAUUCACCUACAGAAGCUGGACCUUUCAAGUAAUAAAAUUAAUGAUCUCUCUUGUAUCAGUCACAUGCCUCACUUACUAGAACUGAAUGCUUCCAACAACCAAUUGACUACAUAUUUCAGUUUUAAACCACCUAAAAAUCUCAAGGAAGUAGAUUUCUCCUCCAAUCAAAUCCCUGAAAUGCAAGAUUUGUCAGCAUACCAGUCACUGACUAAACUCUUGCUGGAUUUUAAUAACAUAGAGGAGAUAAGAGGACUAGAGAAGUGCAACAGUUUGACUCAUCUCAGCUUGUCACACAACAGACUCAUCACAAUCAGUGGCCUUGACAACUUACCCAUCAAAAUCCUCAAUCUGAGCUCUAACCAGAUUGAGAAGGUAACUGGGUUGGACAGCUUGAAAACUCUACAGAAGCUGGACCUGUCUAGCAAUAAAAUAACUAGUCUAGAAGGCUUGGAGGAGCAUGACCUACUAGAGACAAUCAACCUAGAGGAUAACCAGAUUGCUGAGCUGCCUGGAUUUCAAUGUCUUAGAGGUCUGCCUCUCCUCAGAGCUUUAAAUCUUUUAAAAAAUCCUGUACAGGAGCAAACAGAUUACUGGCUCUUGGUGAUUUUCACGUUCCUCCAACUAACAGAGCUGGAUCUCAAGAAGAUCUCAGUGGAAGAAAAGGUUGCUGCUGUGAAUAAAUACGAUCCUCCUCCAGAAGUUGUUGCUGCUGAAGAUCAUAUGACUCAUGUAAUGUACAGCAUGCUGCAGCCCCAGAGGAUCUUUGACAGCACUUUACCUAGUCUUGAUACUUCCUACCCCAUGCUGGUGUUAGUUGGCCCUGUGGCCUCUGGGAAGAGGGAGCUGAGUCAUAAGAUCUGCAGACAGUUCAACAAUUACUUCAGAUAUGGUCCCUGUCACACUACCAGGGCAGCUUACUUUGGUGAAGAAAACAGACUUGAUUACUAUUUCGUUUCUGAAGAAGCAUUUGACAAAAUGGUGAACACAGGGAAGUUUAUAGCAACCUAUAAAUACAGUGGCUAUCGCUACGGCCUUGGAAGAGACACCAUCGAAUCAAUUGCCAGAGAGGGUCUUGCAACCUGUGUUCACUUAGAAAUAGAGGGUGUGCGUAGCUUGAAGAAUACCUACUUCAAACCCAGAUAUAUCCUGGUGGUACCAAUGAACAAAGAACAAUAUGAAGGACAUCUGAGGAGGACAGGAUUAUUCAGCAGGCCAGAGAUUGAAGAGGCAGUCUCCAGAGUGGACACAUACAUCAAAAUGAGUCAGGAUUUCCCAGGAUACUUUGAUGCAGUGGUCAACACAGAUGAAUUGGAUGAGGCGUUCACAGAGCUGAGUUUCCUCGUAAAGGCAUACCUGGGUUUGGAGCCACCUGCAGUUGUUGAUAGGAUUCAGGACUUGAAUAGCAGAGCAGGUACUGGUUCAAGAGUAAAGUUCUUACAAGAGCAGAGAUUGUCACCUGGCAGGGCAAUGACUGGAACUACUCAGUCUUCAUCUGUCAACAAGUUCUUGGACUCAUCUGCCAAAAGGUAUCCAGGAGGCAUCUCAGACAAACUCACUGAACAACUGAGCCCUCUGGAAGAAGCUUCUCUGCAAAGGCGCCGGGCUGCAGCACGUCAGGCUCUGGCAGGGAAGGCACCUCCUGCCUAUGUCCAGUUGUUUCAAAGAUGAAGAAAAUGAGGAAGAAUUCAGUCACUGUAGUAUUUAUUCAGUGGCACUGCUG